AUGGAUAAGUCAAAUCAAGAAACUACGACGCCCUCAAUGCAUACCGUUCGAUCAAUAGAAGAAGAGAGAAUCUUCACCAAAUUUGUAUCCCUCCCUGACGAAUUCAAGCUUUUGAUAUGGGAAUUCGCCAUCGUUGCCAUUCCACCCCGAGUCAUCGAGUUUGAAGCAGAUCUUCCGAAAUCUGAUGGGAGACACAUAGGGACCCAAAUAAGAACAGGUCGUGCAACGAAGAUUAACCGAUAUGCCUAUGAUGAUUUUCCAAUCAUAGACUACCACGGCCGUCUUACUUUUCGGUGUGCCUUUUUGACCGAAUUUCAACAUGCUAAUGGAAACCCUCCUGCUCUCUUACACACUACCCGUAUAUCUCCAAAGAUAGCACUCAAAUACUAUCAGUCUUGCUUCUCGUCUUUUCUAGAACGGCCUAUUUACUUCAAUCCCGAGAAAGAUCUUGUUUACAUCAAUCGAUUGAACAAUGCGAAAAGUGAGAUCACUUAUAGAAAGAAUCCUUUUGAAUGGGCAUCGGAGGAGGACAAAAGGCGCAUUACCCACUUGGCGUUCAAUUAUGAUAACCUGUUCCUGGAGUGGAACCACUGGCUCGAAUCUUAUAUCAGAUAUUCAAUUCAGCAACUGACGAAUGCUCACGUGGUAAGCUUUUUCUUGCGUAAAUCAGAUAUCAAGGAUUUGCGAGACAACAAGGCUCACAGGGACGGGACAUCGGUUUUGCACAGGAAACGACAGGAUGGCGACAUCGUGCAUGAAACUGAAAUCUAUGGAAGUUGCGAUAAGGUUGAGGAGGAGGAGGAGGAGGAGGAGGAGGAGGAGGAGGAGGAGGAGGAGGAAGAGGAGGAGGAGCCAGACUUUGAGGGUGUCAGCAAUAUUGAUGAUGAUGCUGCUACAGCCUCAGGCCACUUUGAAAUUUCAGGUGGACAUCUCGAUGAUGAUUUCACAGUUGCAGAUGAUGGUAAUGUUGGAGACGACCAAAGUUCGAGCGAGGACAGCGAUAAUGACUCUGAAGAUUUCUUACCUCAUCAUGUUAUGCCGGUUCGUUACUACAGGGGUUUAAAGCUAACAUCGCAACAACUAAAGGUUGAUUGGACAUUUGCAAGGUGGGAGUUGUGGAAGCCUAUAUGGAAAGAAUUUUUCAUUGAAAGGUAUGAGCUUCCAAAUUUUGAUGAUGCUAAUUUUCCAGAGGAAGGGGUUCUAGAUAAUCCUGAUUGGAAGCUUCCCCGUGUACAGCUCUUAAACUUCGAGAAAAUGGGCUGCCCAAUAUCGGAUUAUAAUAGGCAUUGUCUUUAUCCGGAGGAAGAGUUUGUUUGUAGCUGCGAAUCCGAUGAUGAUGAUUUGUAG
Molecule: messenger RNA, 1347 nt
Organism: Botrytis sinoallii
Lineage: Eukaryota; Fungi; Ascomycota; Leotiomycetes; Helotiales; Sclerotiniaceae
Exons: 1
Coding region: 1-1347 (448 amino acids)
Source: RefSeq, a predicted model, not a curated record